Cuscuta epithymum is the source of this 3928-nucleotide messenger RNA. NCBI's taxonomy places the organism in Eukaryota, Viridiplantae, Streptophyta, Magnoliopsida, Solanales, Convolvulaceae. The record is from the annotation of a GenBank genome assembly.
CAAAGUGCUCGUAUUUUAUUACAUAACUGCCCCACUCACCAUUUUAUCAUGCUAUGUAUGACUGAGCAACUGAGUAAUCGAAUUGCUGCCACUCUCCCUUCUCCAUCAGCUAAGCUCGCUAUCUCUUUCUUCCUCAGGCAUUAGGGUUUCUACAUUUCCAACCUUCUAGGGAAGUAAGACCACUGGCGUCCGAAGGACGCAAUGUCUGCUGAAUCGCUGCACUUAAAAAAGGGAGACAAAGUGGAAGUUCUCAAGCGCGAAAAAUUUUCAAUAUGGUUUCCGGCGGCUGUGCUCCGACCAUCUGUGAAGAGGAACGACGGGGCCGGUCAAAUAUACGUGGAAUUUGAGACUUUGUGCGCCGAUGAUGAUCCGGCGAAGCGGCGAAAGGAGUACGUCCACUCCUCCUCCGUUCGCCCUGCGCCGCCGCGAGAAAUGUGCUGCUAUUUUAAAGUAGGGGACACCGCGGAUGUUUUGUAUGAACUUAAAGGAUGGAGGGAAGGCACAGUAGAUGAAAUUUUGGAGAACUCAGUGUACGUGGUAGCUCUUCGAGUUGAGGACGGAGAAGAAGAGGGGGAUAGUGUGAAGGCGGAGCAAUGGCAGUUGAGGGUGCAUAGGGACUGGAAAGAUGGGUCUUGGGAUCCACCACUUCAGCCUCAAGCAGACUGUCACCCGCAACAGUACCCGCAGAACAUAUCUAAAGAUUCAGUAAUUACAGCAAGUGGAGUCAAACUCCGGAUAAAAUGUACUAGUAGAUCACUUGUUAGAAAGUUCGGUAAGGAAAAGCUUGUAGAGGUUAAACAUGACAAGGAAGGUGUUGAUAUAUCUUGGUAUGCUGCAGUUGUUAUGAAGGUAUUAGAAAACGGGAAGUUCCUAGUGCAAUAUCAGACCCUAAAGUCAGAGAAUGGGAUUGAAUUCCUCACAGAAGAGGUUGAUGCCACAUUCGUCAGACCAUAUCCACGUGAAAUCGAAAGGAUUAAUCCGUUUGAGUAUCUUGACAGAGUUGAUGCUUGGUUUAAUAAGGGGUGGUGGGAGGGAUAUGUGUGGGAGGUUUCUGACGAUAUGAAAUAUGUGGUUUGUUUGGGAUCCGCAAAUGAAUUCUCAACAUUUGAACAUUCUAACUUGAGGCCUCAUCAAGAUUGGAUAAACAACAAAUGGGUUGCAGCAACAAAGUUUGAUUUGCCAAGGAGCUCAAACGCUGUGAAAGCAAAUUUGUAUGCCACGAAGGUGAAGAUCAGAAGUGAUGGAAAGGCAUCAGUUCCAACUUUCAGCAAGGGAAUGAUAGUAGAAGCCACAAGCUUUGAAGAAGGUUACCAUGGUUCUUGGUUCACCGCAGUCAUUUUCGACACUAUAGAAGAGGAGAACAGGUAUGUGUUGGAGUAUCAGACUCUGAAGACAGAUGAUGAAUCUGAACCUCUUAAAGAAAAGGCUGAUGCCUUCAAUAUCCGCCCUUGCCCUCCCGUCAUUGAACGAUUAGAUCGCUUUAAAAUGUUUGAAGAAGUUGAUGCCUGGUACAAUGAUGGAUGGUGGGAGGGUCUCAUUUCCAAAGUCCUUGCAGGCUUAAAGUAUGUGGUGUAUUUCUGGAACACAAAUGAAGAAAUAGAAUUUGAACAUCAUGGUAUCAGGCCUCAUCAGGAAUGGGUUGAUGGGAAAUGGGAAAUUGCCUUCAGGAAGUCCAACAAGCUACCUAAUCCCAAACUUGGGAUGAUGAAGAGAUUCAGCACUGGAAUUGUGUCAUGUGGACCUUUCUGCGCUGGAACAAAAGUGGAGGUGAAAGACGGAGAUGAAAAUCAGAGAAGAUCUUGGUAUUAUCCGGCUUUUAUUUUACGGCCAAUAGGAAAUGACAAGUACAUGGUAGAGUUCAGGACACUAAAAUAUGAUCAUGCAAAUGAACUGCUGAUUGACGUAGCAGAUGCUUUGUGUAUAAGGCCUUCUCCUCCUAUAUUGCAAAGAACUGACCAGUACAGACCUCUUGAAGAAGUUGAUGCUUGGUUUAGUAAUGGUUGGCGGGCCGGUCAAGUAUGUAAUGUUCUUGAGGAUGGGAGGUAUAGUGUCUGUUUUGGGACUGCAAAUGAGUUGUUGGAAGUUCGACAUAAUGGUUUGAGGCCGCAUCGGGAAUGGAUAAAUGGCACAUGGGUGAAUUCUCAACGGGAGGUUGAUUUGCAGGAGUAGAUGGUGUAGCAGGAAAGUUGUACCAACGUAGUCCAUUGUCAAUUCCCACUAUGCACAGCUCUGACUCAGGAAAUUAGAAAUCAACUUAUGAAUCAUCAUCAAACUGACAAUUUGGGGGUCUUCCCGGAGGAAGUUAUUGUCCAGAUUCUCGCACGAUUGCCAGUAAAAUCACUUGCCAGAACAAAAUGCGUUUGCAAAUUCUGGAAAACCCUAAUUUGCGACAAAUACUUCGCUCAAAUCUACAACGAAGCAUCAAUUCGAAACCCUAUGGUUCUAUUGGACGCAUGCGAGUCCUCAUCCGCCGGCGGAUUGAUCUGCGUCGACAAUAAAACUGGCGUAUCUGAAUUAUCUCUCGAUUUCGUAAGAGACAGAGUGAAAGUUAGGGCUUCCUGUAAUGGGCUGUUGUGUUGUUCAAGCAUACCUGAUAAAGGUGUCUACUAUGUCUGUAAUCCCAUGACCAGAGAGUACAAGCUUUUACCCAGAAGUAGGGAAAGACACAUCACUAGGUUUUACCCAGACGGUGAGGCCACACUAGUUGGCCUGGCUUGCAAUUUGUCAACGCGACACUAUAACGUUGUACUGGCCGGGUACCACCGGUCAUUCGGGCACCGCCCCGAGAGGAAUUUCAUAUGUUUGAUCUACGAUUCGGAAUCUAAUAAGUGGAGGAGAUUUGUCUCCUUCCAAGACCACCAGUUCAAGCAAAUGAACAAGAAUCAGACAGUUUUUGUUAAUGGGUCGUUACACUGGUUGACUGACACCGGUUCUUGUGUUUUAGUCCUCGAUUUGGCCAGUGAUGUUUGGCGGGAAAUCCGACUGCCGGACGAAGUGGGUUGCACGGUCGGAAACCGGGUUUACUUGCUGGAAUCGGACGGAUGUUUGUCUGUUGUACGGAUAUCAGAUGCUUGGAUGAUUGUUUAUGUGAUGAGAAGCUAUGAAAAGGAAGAAUGGGACUUGGUGGAUCGAGUGAGUCUGAGAUGCAUAAGAGGGAUGGUUCCCGGGGUGUUUCCUAUAAGUCAAACGGGUGAAUGUGUGUUUCUUGCCACACACAAGCAGGUUUUGGUGUAUAAGACAAAGAGCAAGGUGUGGAAGGAGGUGUAUUCUGUGAAGAAUGUGUCCAGGCUGCCUUUAUGGUUCUCUGCUUAUUCGUUUCGCAGCACAAUCUUUUCAUGUCAUUGAAUUCUCCUUUAAUUCACUUCUUUUAUGUUGAUAAAUUGAUGGACUUUUGGGGGUGCAUUGAUCAUUUGAGUGAAUAUCGUUAAAAUACAAGUUUGAUGGUCAGAGUCUUGUAGUAUUUGGCAAUCUUGAGUUUAAGGCAAUGUAAAUAAAAAUAAGGUGCCAACUUAUCCUCGAGUUGUGAUAUUCUUUUACUAAAAUAAACUGAGAAUAAGGUUGUAUGGUGUUGACAAUCUCAACAGUAUCAAGUGGUAUUCCGAGCUACGGAGUAACUUGUACGAGUAUAUUGUUGCUCUUCUUCAGUUCUGGAGAGCUAGAUACGAAGUAUAUUAUAUUGGAAAUCAGAGUUUGAAAAUUUUUAUACGGUCAUUUUAGGUGCCAAAACUUCAUACGUUAAUAUGUAUAUAGUAGGAGUAAUUGAAUGGGUUAUAAACUAUGUAGCACGGAUACUUCAUUGGGAUAUUGUCUAGGUGUAUCAGAAAUGUUCAUAUAUCAGAUACUAUAAGAUUCACGUAAUGUAUGUUCUUGGGUCGUAUUUGCAAUUUAUUAAAAGUUUCCAACUUUUUGUUAUAUAUUUCAAAAUUUC